AUGGGAUAUAGAGAAGGGUGUAUGGCACAAUUGGCGGAAGAAGUCCAAGCAGGGAAGAAAGUGGGAGUAGAUGCGGACGAGGAGAGUGGAAGGAUCCGUCGCUUCUCGUGGCAGGAGAGCAUGGAACGGUCUGAAGGUCUGAGGACGUGGAUGACUCAUCCCAGCACCGCAAACAAGUCAGACCAGGGCCCAUCGCGCGAGCAGAUGUUCGGGCUGUUCUCGAGGAGCCCGGGGGAUUAUGACGGUUCGUCAGCCCACUCCUCUCCCAGCCUGGGAAACUUUGAGCGGAGCCGUGAGCCGAGGCUGAGCCAGGACUGGCUGCUGCUGAAUGGCACGGACGACACAGACCUGUUCUCGCAGGAGUCUCCUGACCUCUCCUGCCUGGGUAAGGUGACCGAGGGUGGGGUUGACGAUGAGACUGAGCAGCCGACGCUCUCCAAAGAGUACGAUCCCCACAGCAAUUUCCGGGUCUACGUCGGUGAAGAUACAUACCUGCUCGUGCCUCUCAUCAGACUGGAUCGAGGGAAGGCUGCAGGAGCGGAGGAGGACAUCCAGAAGAGUGUCGUCGUCGACAGGUCGGCGAGGACGGUGACUGGAGUGUCCGAAGGCCAUGUGAAUCACCUCAAGGCUCGCUGUAGGGAUGUGAUCGUAGCCAAGGGCCUCUUGGGGAUCGUCAAGCUUGAGUGGGACUCCUACCUCGUGCUCCUGAUGGCGUCGGAGCUGGUGGGGAACCUGCCGCAGGGGGAGCUGAGGAGGAUCUCAGAGACGAAACUCCUUCCGAUGAACCUGGACAGUAGGCUCAACACGCCUUCCAACGACCCCAGCCGCAUGAAUGCGAACAAUACAGGAGCUGGCAGCAGCAGCCCCGCUGACCUGAGCAUGGGAGUGCUGUCAAAGCACUCCUUCAUCCAUCGGAGCUUCAAGGACCUGCUCAAGUCAGGAUGGCUGAUAUUCUCUUGGUCCUUUGACCCUACUCUCUCACAGCAGCAGCAUGGGAGUAGGUCCCUCCGCCAGAGUGCCAACCAGGCAGCUGAGUUCGAGGGCGGCUGGGAAGGGUUUCAGCACACCAAGGACAGCUAUGCAAAGUACGAGAAGGAUUGGGGGUGGAACUCAAGGUUUGUGUGGAACAUCUCCUGGCUGAAGCCGUUCCUGGAGGCGUCGGAAAGACACCCAGCGGUCAAGAAGUUCGUCCUUCCGGUGAUCUAUGGCUAUGCAAGGAUCGUCAAGUGCAAGCUGGACAACGUCCCCAUCCAGCUCUCGUUGAUCGCCCGCAGAUCGCGCAAGAGAGCAGGAGUCCGGUUCUUCCGCCGAGGGAUCGACGAUGAGGGCAACGUCGCCAACUUUGUGGAGACGGAGCAGGUCGUCCAGGUUGCCAACAUGAUCAGCUCGUUCGUCUGUGUUCGUGGCUCUAUCCCCCUCUACUGGAAGCAAGAAUCCUCGGACUGGACGCAGCUGAAGCCGAGGUUGGAUCUCGAUCAUGGAAGCGACCAUGCUGCGCUGGCUCCAGGAAGCAACGACCGAGCAGAGACCCCAGCUCGGUCAGAGCAGCCGCAAGGCACAGGGACGAUGAAGUUCCGUCAAAACGUUGCUCUGCAGUUACACUUCGAGCGGCUUCGCGAGUACUACGGCUCGAUCCUCGUGCUGAACCUGGUAGAGCAGCACGGAGGCGAGGCCCAGCUAGGCGCUCUCUUCAAGCGCACGCUGUCCAUGUAUGUGAACAGCGUAGCAUCGCCUCGUCCUCCCUCUCCUCCUCCUCCUUCUCCUCCUGUCCCCCAUCUUCACGCUGCCUCCUCUUCUCCUCCUCUUCGCUGGUCAACUACGCAUGCUCUCUUGCCAUACGUGGGCUCGACGUCUCCAGAAGAUCAUGUGGGCGAUCUGCAAAGGGCGAGGGAUAGCAGUGAAGAGGAGGUCGAGCAGUACGGGCAUCAAGCCGCGCGUGGUGAGGAUGAAGGGCAAGCGGUGAAGUACUACGAGUUUGCAUUGCAUUCGAAGCUCGAAGGAGAUUGGAGCCUGGGCCAAGUUGAGCUGCAGUCGCUGUUUGGGAUCGGACUGUCGGAGCUCUUGGAUUGCGGCGUCUUCAUAUCGAGUCUGGAAAAACCAGAGAAGGAAAGUCUCUCCUUCCGAACCAAGAGAACUUUCUGCGAGAUUCUUGGACAGCAGACGGGCGUCUUGCGAGUCAACUGCAUCGACUGUCUGGACAGGACCAACGUUGCUCAGUCGAUCGUUGCUCGCUGGAUGUUAGCCAAGCAACUUGAGCUCAUGGGUGUGAUCAUGGAUGAGGAGGGCAAGGCGAUCGCGCGAGGCGACACGUCCUGUUUCCCAGCUCUUCAGGACUCCCUGGUCCAUCUUUGGGCGGACCACGGCGAUGUCCUCUCCCUCCAGUACGCCGGCUCGCAAGCUCUCCAAUCAGACGUGACGAGGACGGGAAGGAGAACACUGCACGGUCUGCUUGUCGACAGCGUGUUCUCGAUGCAACGAUUCGUGCAGCGAUCGUUGUAUGACAGCUCCAUCCAAGAAAUGCUUGACUGGAUCCUCAACGAGACAUGGCCUCCGCUUCUGCUAGAGCUCGAGGAUGCCGAUACUCUGGGCAAGGGCCAGCGCCUCCGGGCUCACGGCGAGCAGGAGAGGGGGGGCGGAGGAGGGAGCAUUCAGCAGGAGGAAGUUCGACGAAGCACCAGGGAGGAGGAGGAAGUUCGGAGGAAGUCAACAGGGUUCGCUGCCCUGCUUGAGCCAACACAGGACAUGCCCAAGAACCUGGUCAACAUGAACUGGCUGGACCUCGCGGGCAAGUACGUAGCCGCCGCUCCUCCCCGCUCCUCCCCGCACUCACCUGUCCUCCUCCCCAGCCUCGGCUUCCGCCAUGGCAGCCAGCUCCAGGGCAACGAUCAGAAUUCUCCUCGUGCUGCUGCGGAGCCGCGGGCUGCGUCGCCCUCGGCGAACAUCACGUUUGCCGAGGACAGCGAAGAAGGCUGGGAGAUGAUCCUUACGUUUUGA
Molecule: messenger RNA, 2994 nt
Organism: Guillardia theta CCMP2712
Lineage: Eukaryota; Cryptophyceae; Pyrenomonadales; Geminigeraceae
Exons: 16
Coding region: 1-2994 (997 amino acids)
Biological process (GO): phosphatidylinositol dephosphorylation
Cellular component (GO): endoplasmic reticulum
Molecular function (GO): phosphatidylinositol-4-phosphate phosphatase activity
Source: RefSeq, a predicted model, not a curated record